Mesoplodon densirostris (Blainville's beaked whale) is the source of this 2313-nucleotide messenger RNA. RefSeq names its product RING finger protein 224 (gene RNF229). Gene Ontology annotation, biological process: proteasome-mediated ubiquitin-dependent protein catabolic process; protein K63-linked ubiquitination; protein autoubiquitination. The transcript is spliced from 2 exons. NCBI's taxonomy places the organism in Eukaryota, Metazoa, Chordata, Mammalia, Artiodactyla, Ziphiidae. The record is from RefSeq and is a predicted model, not a curated record. Gene Ontology annotation, cellular component: endoplasmic reticulum membrane. Gene Ontology annotation, molecular function: ubiquitin protein ligase activity. Bases 810 to 1397 code for a protein of 195 amino acids.
GCCCCACACCUCGGUGCCCGAUUCUCACGCGGUGGGUGCCAGCUGUUUGCCCUCCUUGUACAAGCUCUGCCCUGGCCCUGAUGGCCCAGUAGGGGGAGGCCUGGAGAGGCACCCGCCAAGGCUGGCGUCGACCAUCCCCUCCCAGCCCAGGGCAGAGCGGCCCAGGGCCCUGGGAGGGAGGGGGCGCGGCCUCAGGCAGGAGGGGAGGGGCGUGGCCCAGGCUGGUUGGGGAGGGACGUGUGAGUAGCGUCCCCGCCCCGGGAGCGGAAUUCCUGCUGGAGGAGUUAGGCUGGCCUACCCACAGCGCCGCCGCCUAGAAUACAGCUGGCUGACACGGAUCGCUGCGGCUGGGCCUGGCAGACCCUCUUGGGGACGGGACGGCACGCUGGGCCCAGGAGCCACCCGGAGCUGGCACGGCUAUUGGGGCCCGAGUGAAGUUUACUCUGGGGCCUGGAGCCAGGAGGAGGUGGCAGUUGCUGCAAGGUCAGUGCCAGGCCGUGCCCCAGCCCCGGAGGGCCACACUGACCUUCACAGCCCCAGCCUCCCCCGUCGCCGCCCUGGGGUCCCCACCCACCCAUCCCGACCCCUGCCUUGGAGGCACCGCCCCUGAACUGUGCCUUGGGGCCCCCACUCAUGGCCCUGCUGGCCUCAGCUCUGGGCUCACCAAUCUGCCUUUGGCCUCCCUGGGCCCUGAGCGCCUGGACCCGCUGCGCCAAGUGCUGGUAGAUGAUGGGUCGGAUGGCGGGGCCCUUGGGAGCCCCCAGGGUGCCAGGACUCCAGACAGUGAGCCCCUGCUGGGGGCCGCAGCCAUGGCCCGCCCCUGGGCCAGGCCCACAGAGGACGAGGAGGACGAGGAGGAGGAGGAGGAGUGCCCCAUUUGCACUGAGCCCUACGGGCCCGGAGAGCACCGCCUCGCCCUGCUGAACUGCGGCCACGGCCUGUGUGCUGGCUGCCUGCACCGGCUGCUGGGCGCAGCCCCCAGUGCUGACCUGGGCCGGGUGUGCUGCCCGCUGUGUCGCCAGAAAACACCCAUGCUUGAGUGGGCGAUCUGCCGGCUGCAGGAGGAGCUGCUACAGGCCGAUGGGCCCCAGCGCCCUGCGCCCGCUGCCCUCCGCAUGCCCCCCCACCGGGGCCCCGGGCCCUGGGCCUCCCUAGAGCACCGCUACCAGCUGCGCUUCCUGCCGGGGCCUGUGGGCAACCGAGGCUGCCUGCCCUUCCUGCCCUGCCCACCCUGCCUGGGCACCUGGCUCUGGGCCCUACGGGAACGGGGGCCCUGCGCCCGCCGCCUGGCGCUGCUGGGCCUGCUGGCCCUCGAGCUGCUGGGCCUGCUGCUCAUCUUCGCUCCGCUCGCGCUGCUGGGGCUGCUCUUCGUGCUGCUGGACAGCUCCCGCCACUAAGCAGAGCCCGUCACGUCCGCCACCAGCACGGCCUGGGUCUGGGACAGCCACGGCCGCCAGCGGACAGGAGGCCCAGACUGGCCCGAGCCUUGGUGCCAUGGGGCCUUGGGAGCACCUUGCCCUGAGGCCCGAUGACCAGGCUGAAGGACCCAAGGGUGACCGGGGCACUAGCCUUCAACCAAGACCCAGCACCUGGGCAGGGAGGGCCACCCAGGAGCCUGUGUUCAGCAUCUGACCCAGCCAGAGACUCCAGACUGCCCUGCUGCCCGGACAUGAGCCACUGGUGCCCAGGACAGGACUGGAGGAGGUCUGUGACCAGGGCCCCAAGUGCCCCUCGAUGGACAGGCCCCACACUGCUGCUGGGCUGUCUCUGCCCUCCCGCCUGGCCUGUUUGCAGGAGCAGGACGGACGGGUGCAAUGGACAUGAAAGUGAACAGAGGCCUGGCAGGGAGUCGAGUCCUUGGAGUCGAGUCCUUGCAGGCCCCCCACCUGCCCACGUUCCAGAUAAGGCCCAGCGUGUGUUCCCUGAAGGUCAGGGUAGCUGAGGGGAGGGCCCCUGCCGCACAGGCCCAGCCCACAAAGGGCCUGCUCACCUGGCCAGUCAGGAUCCGAGUGGCGGCCCUGAGCAGCCGGAGGGUCAGCACAUGCCCCUCAGCUUCAAGGGACGCGGGCCCAGCCAGGCCCUGGAGACACAGAGCACCAAGCUGGGCCCCAGUUCUGCCCCCGCCUCCUCUGUGACCUCCCUUCGUGGAGCUGGGGACUUUAUCUGAAGGACAGGCGCCGUCACAGCACCACCUCCUGGGCUUGUUGGUGACAUGCUGAGCCCUGUGCCCAGCGCGCAAGAUGGCUCUCGGUCGUCCCGGUGCCAGACAGGAGGCCCUUCUCUGGUCCUCAUACCUGAUUGUGACUGCGGCCA